Messenger RNA from Amborella trichopoda, 5055 nucleotides. Its product is annotated as actin-binding FH2 (formin 2) family protein. The record is from RefSeq and is a predicted model, not a curated record. NCBI's taxonomy places the organism in Eukaryota, Viridiplantae, Streptophyta, Magnoliopsida, Amborellales, Amborellaceae.
AGAAUUGAUUGUGGGUUUCUCUCUCCUCUCGGAGUAUGUGUGUGUAACAUUUGUAACGAUGAAAACAUGGAGUGACAUUAAUACCCGCAGAACUGGUUAAAUGGAUCAACUCCAACACAAUCCCAAACACAAAUAGAAAUUUAGAGAGAGAAAGUAGUAAGAAAACGUGAUCUCAUUGAUGAAAGAGAGAGAAUGCUAGAGAGAGAAGCGAGGGAAAUAUGAUCACAGUCAGAGAGAGAAAGUAAGAGAGAUGUUAAUGGGAAAUAAGGAAGCUGCUCGAUCCCUUUUGAUUAAUACUGGAAACCCCACAGAUCUACGGCGAAAUUUACGAGUCAGCCACUGCGUAAAAGCCUGGACCUAAAGCAAAAGCUCUGCAAUCUCUUUCUCUCUCUUCACCUGUUGUUUCUCUUUCUUCCUCUCUCUAAAUGGCUUCCUCCGAUAAAAAGCAAACGCCGACCUUUGAUCAUGCCUUGAAAUGACCGCAAGGAGAUCCCUGCAUCUUCUGACGACUCCACAUUCUCCACACAUGCAAUUGAUUUUUCUCGCACUAUCCUCUCUCCUUUCUCUUUCUUAUUUUGAUCACAUCUUCUGCUUUUCUGGGUGGAAGGAAAUGGAGUUUUGGUUUCAAUUUGUUUCCUGCUUCAAAUGCGCCUCGGCUUCUGAGCUUUGAGCUCUUUCAAUGAUGGUUUAUGGUUGAAAACUAGGGUUUGGAUCUCUCAAUUUGAAUAUGGCCCUGUUUCGAAAGUUUUUUUACAGAAAGCCACCUGAUGGGCUCCUUGAGAUCUCUGAGAGAGUCUAUGUGUUUGAUUGCUGCUUUUCCACUGAUGUUUUGGAAGAAAAUGAGUACAAAGUCUACAUGGGGGGAAUCGUCAGACAGUUGCAGGACUAUUGCCCCGACGCCUCUUUCAUGGUCUUUAACUUUAGAGAGGGAGAGAGGAGAAGCCAGCUCUCCGACAUUCUCUCUGAGUAUGACAUGACGGUAAUGGACUACCCUAAACACUAUGAGGGGUGCCCCAUGCUCCCACUGGAGAUGAUCCAUCAUUUCUUGAGGUCGAGUGAGAGUUGGCUCUCUCUAGAAGGCCAACACAAUGUGCUUCUUAUGCAUUGCGAGAGAGGGGGAUGGCCAGUUCUGGCAUUUAUGCUUGCAGGUCUCCUUAUUUACCGGAAACAAUACACUGGGGAGCAAAAGACAUUGGACAUGAUAUACAAGCAAGCACCCAAGGAACUCUUACAACUAUUGUCUCCAUUAAGUCCAAUGCCUUCUCAGUUGAGAUAUCUCCAAUAUGUUUCAAGAAGGAAUGUGGGUUCAGAAUGGCCUCCUUUGGAUAGGGCCUUAACUUUGGAUUGUGUCAUCUUGAGGAUUCUUCCAAAUUUUGCUGGAGAAGGGGGGUGCAGGCCAAUAUUUCGGAUUUAUGGACAAGACCCAUUUAACAAUUCUGAUCGAACUUCGAAGGUGCUGUUCUCCACGCCAAAGAAGAGCAAGAAUGUUCGGCUUUACAGACAGGCAGACUGUGAAUUAGUGAAAAUAGACAUUCAUUGCCACAUUCAAGGUGAUGUUGUACUAGAGUGUAUACAUUUGGAAGAAGAUCUCGAGCGUGAAGAGAUGAUGUUCCGAGUCAUGUUCAACACUGCAUUUAUUAGGUCGAACAUUUUGAUGCUCAACCGUGAGGAGAUUGACAUAUUAUGGAAUGCCAGGGAUCGUUUUCCUAAGGACUUUAGGGCAGAGGUUCUUCUCUCUGAUACAGAUGCUGCUGCUUCUGAUAUUACCACAGAGGCAGAGGUUGUGGAGGAAAAGGAAGGCCUUCCAAUGGAAGCAUUUGCUAAGGUGCAAGAAAUCUUUAGCAAUGCAGAAUGGCUUGAUGGAAAGGGUAAUGUUGCCAUUAACAUUCUUCAGCAAAUGACAUCCUCAGAUGCUCUCCAACAGAAGUUGAAAACUGGUGCUCUACAACCGAACCUGGAGAGUGCUGCUUCAAAGCAACACAUAGGUUCCAAGGUUCUUCAAGAGAAACCAAAAUCUGAUGCGAUGGAAGUCAAAACUGAGAGACCACCAUCCUCAGUUUUGCAGAAACAGUCUGUUUCCCCAAAUAAUUCAUUCUUGGCAUCUGGUUUAACCAAACAACAUAAGGUUCAACCACAGGAAUUGAAGUCGGCACUUGCAUGCUCCCCUCAACCAAAGACCAUAUCCAGACGUAUGCCCCAAUCUUCUCUCUCGAGCCCGGGGUCUCAUAGUAAUUCUCUUCCCAGUUCACCUCAACCCACUUCAAGAUAUCACAGCGCCCCUGCAGUUCUUGGCAUUACAGCUCUUCUCCAUGAUCAUGCUGCAAAUAGAACCUCAGAAGAUCCUGGGAUAUCUGCUGUUCCCUCUGUAUUAGGUGGUAAUUUGAAUGUAAAGGGUGUAAAUGCCUCACCACUAGAUUCAAGAACCACUGCCCCGUUAACAUCAUGUGCUUCUUCCCCUUCAAUUUCAACUUCCAUUGCUUCAUCUUUAACUGAAACCGCCAAGCCUGCAAGUCUUCCAUCCUCCUCUCCUCCCCUUGCAUCUCCACCGCCACCAUCAACGGGAACUGAAUCAAAAACUUUUCUAGGUCGUCGUCGUCCUCCUCCACCACCACCACCACCACCUCCACCACCACUACCUCCCUCGUCGGCUUCACCCCAACAAUUUGCAUCUUCAAAACCGGCACCACCGCCCCCUCCUCCUCCUCCUUUCCGUCAAGGAAUUGCAUCACCUGAGAGCCAUUUUUCGUCAAACGUUCCAUCCGCCCCACCUCCUCCACUUUCUAACUUUGGAUCUUCAUCCACCAAAGCAUCAGUUUCUACACCGCCACCACCUCCUCCACCACCUAUGAGAGUGGGUACAGCCUCAUCAGCCCCAUCUCAUCCCCCUCCACCUCCUAUGAAGUCAUCUAUGGUAGUUGCUCCUCCUCCUCCUCCUCCACCUCCUUGUCGGCAUGGUGCAUCUCCACCAGCAGCACCUCCUCCUCACUCAACACCCAAUGCAUCAAGGCCCGCUUCUCACAACCCUCCAUUGACACCUCCUCCUCCUCCUCCUCCUCCUCCUGGGGGGCGGACUCCUAUAUCUCAAAUGUCCCUGAGAGAAAUUGGUGUUGGUUCUUCUCAAUCUCUUUCUGUCGGUGCUAAAGGCACAGUGGGUGCUUAUUCGUCACAUGGUGAUGGAACCAGUUCAUCAGCCCCUGCACUUGGUGUUAGAAAGGGAUUUGCUCGUGGUUUAGGGAAUGCUCAAUCGACAAAGAGGACCUCACUAAAGCCUCUACAUUGGGUGAAAGUAACGAGAGCAAUGCAAGGAAGCUUGUGGGCAGAGGCACAAAAAUUUGAUGACGGUACCAAAGCUCCUGAGUUCGAUAUGUCGGAACUUGAGAGCCUUUUCUCAGCCGCUGUGCCGAAUUCUGAUCGUGGUGGUUCCGGUGAAAAGUCAAGUCGACGUGCCUCUCUUGGACCCAAAUCUGAUAGAGUUCAUCUGAUCGAUCUACGCCGGGCGAAUAAUUGUGAAAUUAUGCUGACAAAAGUCAAAAUGCCUUUGCCCGACCUGAUGAGCGCUCUGCUUGCCUUGGAUGAUUCGGUUUUAGAUGUUGAUCAGCUUGAUAACCUAAUAAAAUUUUGCCCUACUAAAGAGGAAAUGGAAUUACUCAAGGGCUACAAUGGUGAUAAAGAAAGCUUAGGAAAAUGUGAGCAGUUUUUCUUGGAGUUGAUGAAGAUACCCCGAGUAGAAUCAAAGCUUCGAGUCUUUUCCUUUAAGAUCCAGUUCAGUUCCCAGGUUUCAGACCUCAGGAAUAAUUUGAAUAUUGUGAAUUCUGCAGCUGAAGAGAUCAGGAAUUCUGUCAAACUGAAGCGAAUAAUGCAAACAAUCCUUCAACUUGGAAAUGCUUUGAAUCAGGGAACUGCAAGGGGUUCUGCUAUUGGAUUCAGGUUGGAUAGCCUUCUAAAACUAACAGAUACCAGAGCACGCAACAACAAAAUGACUCUCAUGAAUUAUCUUUGCAAGGUUCUUGCUGAUAGGCUACCAGAACUUCUAGAUUUUCACAAGGACCUUUUCAGCUUGGAAGUUGCAUCGAAGAUACAAUUGAAGUCUUUGGCUGAAGAGAUGCAAGCCAUAAGCAAAGGAUUGGAGAAGGUUGAACAAGAACUUACAGCAUCUGAAAAUGAUGGUCCUGUAUCAGAGAACUUUCGUAAGACCUUGAAAGGUUUCCUGGUUGUUGCUGAAUCUGAAGUUCGGUGCUUGACUUCACUAUAUUCUGGAGUAGGUAGAAGUGCAGAUGCACUUGCUCUUUAUUUUGGUGAAGAUCCUGCACGCUGCCCUUUUGAACAAGUUGUUUCCACUCUCUUGAAUUUCGUGAAAAUGUUUGUGCGUGCUCAUGAGGAGAACUGCAAGCAAAUAGAGCUCGAGAGAAAGAAAGCACUCAAGGAAGCUGAAAGCGAGAAGAUGAAAGUCUCUACUCCAAAGAGAGACACUGAACAUGUAAUGAGGUCCCCUAUUCGGAGUGGCAACUUUAAGUAGCGAUCAUCUUUCUUGUUUGCUGAAAAGAUACACACACCAAGUUAUGAGAUUUGCCCUUCUGGCUUCUCAUUUUGAUUUUUGAGUGUGCUCCAGCCGACAAGCAGUGGAGAUAGAGGAAACACACCAUAAAGAAAGCCUAUUCCAAAGUGCUCACGAAUUAUAGUGCUUAAGAUUGGGGUUUCUUGAUAGCCAUGAUAAACUCAGGUGAAGGAAAUUAAAGAAGUGUACAUGUGAGGAUAGACAAACUUUUUCUAGUUCUAUGUUGUGGUUUAGCCGGCCUCCUUUGUAUUUUAUGAGAGGAAGGUCAGUGGAUCACCAUCGGAGCCAUUUUGUAAGAUAUUCUCUUAACCCAAAUUCUUCAUAUUGUAAAGUUUUUCUUAGAUAAAUAGUUUUCUCUUUACCCAUGAUUUUCUCCUUCUGGGUUGCUGUAAAUCAAAUUCAGUUUUUCCUGAGGAAUAGAGGGAUGUAACCAAGGUAUUAUUUGAUGGAUGCUAACAGUCUACUGCCCAUGCUUUUUAUUUCAGUUUCCUUUUUUUAUA